Molecule: messenger RNA, 1010 nt
Organism: Saprolegnia parasitica CBS 223.65
Lineage: Eukaryota; Oomycota; Saprolegniomycetes; Saprolegniales; Saprolegniaceae
Exons: 1
Coding region: 30-1010 (326 amino acids)
Molecular function (GO): hydrolase activity
Source: RefSeq, a predicted model, not a curated record
AUCGCCACCCGCUCGCGAUCGUCACAACGAUGGGCCACUCGACGCCGAUCGCCGACAUUGUCGACUGCCACCACCACUACUACGACGUCGACCAGCCGUGCUACCGCUUCCUCCAGUCGCUCGGCGCGUCGAGCUACUUUCCCGAGCAGUACGCGGCGGCAACGGGCGACCUUCCGAUCCGCCGCACCAUCCACGUCGACGCCAUGCCCGAUGACGGCCUCGGUGAAGUCCAGUGGCUCGAGUCGCUGAUCGCAGCCGGCCGGGCGCCGACGCUAGCAGGCAUCGUCGCCUCCUGCGACCUCUCGCAGCCGGACGUCGAGACGCAGCUACGCGCGAUCGUCGCCGCCUCGUCGCGCGUCCGUGGCGUCCGCUUCAUGCUCGACUACGAUGGUCCGUUCGACGGCAAGAAUGCGACCCACAUUGCAUGCUCGCGCCACAACACGGACUUUCUCCGCGACACGAACGGCGCGGCAGAGCGCUUUGCGCGCGGGUAUGCCCUCCUUGCGAAGUACAACCUCUCGUUCGACCUCCAGUGCUGCCCGGCGCAGCUCGAGGCCGCAGCCGCGCUCGCCGCCAAGCACCCGGACGUGCCCGUGGUCAUCGACCAUCUUGGCAAGCUGCGGCGGCUCGCGCUCGACGGUGGUGCCGACGACGCGGCCAAGCUCGCGCAGUGGCGCGCCGGCAUGGCGGCGAUGGCAGCACUGCCCCACGUCUACGUCAAGCUCUCGAUGUUUGGCUACAUGGUGCCGCAGUGGCACACGGACGCAGCGAAGGAGGCGUAUCUGAAGACGCUCGUGCGCGAGGUCAUUGCGCUCUUUGGUGCCCAUCGCUGCAUGAUCAACUCGAAUUGGCACCAGAACGGCGCGGCCGCCGACUCGGACGGUCUCGACGCGACGGGCCCGAGCAUGGCCGAGCUCUUUGCCAAGGUGCAGUCGUGGGUCGCCGACUACGACGAGACGAGCCAGCAGCACCUGUUUAGCUUGACGGCCGCUGCGUUUUACCGCGUGUAA